UCAUUGUAGCGGUUUUAGGGUUCUAGGCCGGGGUCCCAUGGCGCCAGGCGCCGUCUUCCAGGGUAUGCGCAAGGAAUCGGCGGCAUUCCGCCUCAUGAAGCAAAUGGGAUGGGAAGAAGGAUCUGGCCUGGGGAAGGACAGUCAGGGCAUCAAGAAGCACCUUGUGGUGAAGAAGAAGGAUGAUACCGCAGGUGUUGGUGCGAAUGAAACUCACAAUUGGACUUUCAACACGACUGACUUUGACAAUCUUCUAAAGAAAUUGAAAGUGCAAGUCACUGACAAGCCCCAGCAUCGGCAAAGCGAUCAACCCGACGGCGAAGAAAGUGACGAGUCUGAAAUCGAGAACAAUGAAUCUGAUAGAGAAAAAGAGGAAGAGGUGGAAGUCAAGAAAGUCUGCCGGCCUCAAGGGCGGUACAAGAGGAUCGAACGUGGGAAAAUGGUGCGCAACUAUUCAAAGCAAGACCUUGAAUCCAUUUUGGGACGCGAACAAGUAACCGAAAAGAAGGAACAUGUAAUUACGUUCGUUCCAGUCAAGCAAGUUCACACAAAACAGGAAGUGAAGCUCACUGUGAUCGAUCCACCAGCCGAGUGGUGGGGAAGCAAGCUCGGUUUUGUAAAAGCAGGAACGCUUGGAGCAAGCUCCAAUUGUACAAGUAAAAACACGACAUUUAGUGAAAACGACCAAGAGAUGUUGUAUAAGUCCGUUCAUGACAAAGCUACGAAGGGCAGAGGGGGUUUAGGAAUUGCGGAUCGGGCAAAGAAAAUUGGCGGUGCUCACUGGAAGGGCCAGAAAAUUUCAUUUGGAGAUACCGGAGAAGAAGAAGAGCUCCAAGAGGCUUCCAAAGACACGAAAAGAAAGCGUGAAAGUGGCAGCGGGAGUGAUAGUGAGACGAGAUCAAGCUGGAAAAAGAUAUGCCAGGAGUUUUUGAUGGAGGCUCCACAACAGAAGGUCAGCUUGAAGAAACUCCACAAGCAUGUCUCGUCUGCUGUUGGUGCCGAUUCUUUCAAUGAUAUCGAUAGACUCCGGCGAAAGUUAUCAAAGAGCUCCAGGUUCACGAUUGAAGGCAACAGGGUCUACCUCACUCCCGAAAUCGUUGCGUGAGCUUUUUUUUGUAAAAGUAGCCACGAAAAUUUUGUCGCGAAGAAAAUUUUGUGAGCUUGUGCGCUGGUUGCGAUUUUGCUCCAGUUUUUAAGCAUAUUUUCGUUCUGAAGAGUU
Selaginella moellendorffii is the source of this 1216-nucleotide messenger RNA. RefSeq lists its product as uncharacterized. Gene Ontology annotation, cellular component: nucleolus. Gene Ontology annotation, biological process: regulation of ribosome biogenesis. Lineage: Eukaryota; Viridiplantae; Streptophyta; Lycopodiopsida; Selaginellales; Selaginellaceae. Bases 38 to 1102 code for a protein of 354 amino acids. The record is from RefSeq and is a predicted model, not a curated record. The transcript has 11 exons. Gene Ontology annotation, molecular function: nucleic acid binding.